Messenger RNA from Caenorhabditis auriculariae, 4318 nucleotides. NCBI's taxonomy places the organism in Eukaryota, Metazoa, Nematoda, Chromadorea, Rhabditida, Rhabditidae. The record is from the annotation of a GenBank genome assembly.
AUGCCGCGGAGUCGCGAUUUUAUUGAUGCGCAUUGGUUCUACAGCAGCGAUGAAGAUUCUGAAAGGUAUAUCGAAAAAAUGUUGAUAAUGAUAAAUGAUCGUAGAAGCACGGAAUCAGCCGACGGAAAUUUUGAGCCGCCACAUGAACCAGAAUCAACGGAAGAUUACCGCGGGCCGAGCAAUUCAAUAAGUUGCUUUCAAAUGUCAACGUUGGUUGUUUUUUGCUCACUGUUCAAUUGUUCUUUUUUAUAUGUGCCAAACUUUUUGCCCUUAUGUAAGUAGUUUCAACCGUUUCCGUGUCGAAGUCCCAACGUUUUUUAUUGAAAGUUGCCCAACCAUCUGCCUUGACACAAUGCGUUUUUCUUCUAUUUUUUCGCAAGUAGCGCUUAUAUCAAUAUGCUUUAGGCGUAUCUUUAUUGUCUUGAAGAGCUUCUAUUAGAUUGAUCAAUACGGUUUCCGUUGGCAGUGAUUUAGACGUGUCAAAUAUUUAUACGGGUCUUUUACGGCCAAAAGUUUUUUUGCUUCCUCGAAUAUCCUGUUACGUAUACAUAUCUUCAGUUUUUUGCUCGUUGUUUUUGUUACUUAUGUCUAUCUGUUUCCAUUGAUGAUCCUGAUUGCUUUUAAUGUUUUCAAUUCGUUUCAAUAAAUUUGGAAACAGUUUCAAACGCGAUGAGAUGAGUUUACUGCGGAUGUGUUAACGAUUCGCAUUCAAUAAGGGUUUCUCUAUUUCCUCCCGGAGCUAUUUCAGAAAUUUUCCGUGCCCCCCCCCCCUAAAAAAAUUCGUAGGGGCCCCUAUAGGGUUUCAUUUAGGGACCCCUAUAGGGCCCCCUCCAAGGGGCCCUAAUUUACCCCCUAUAGGGCCCCCUAAAACUUAUCCCAGUAUUAGACGAAAUGUGACCUUCUUCGCUUCGCUUCGUUUUCUUAGUCUUUUUUUGUAGUUUUGUAUAUAGAGAAAAAAAUUGCAAAAAAAGCUGUUUUUAUACGUAGCUUUUUAUCCUGUAUUUUGAUUUUUUUUUAAGUUACUGUCUUGCGCAAAAAGCAUUAUAUAAUCUAUAUGCAUAUCUAUAUGCCUUAUAUGGCUUAAGCUCUUGAAAAUCUCGGAGUUAGUUUCGAAAAAAAAACCUCAAGAAAAAAUGGCCCGCCCGGCCCGAAUCGCGCAAUUUUUUUCUAGUCGGAUAUCAAGUUUUUUUACGACAAAAAUUACGUUUUUUUGCUCAUUUUUUUCUCAAAGUUUAACAAAAAAACUAUGAUUUCAGAAGUAAAAGUCGCAUUUCGAUGAAAAUUUUUUUAAAUGAAAUUUUUUUAAUGAAGCCCGGCCCUGCCCGAGCCCACGCGGGCUUUUUUUCCUGAAAAUGAGGCCCAAAGCCCGGCCUGACGCACAAGCCUGCGUUUCUCCAAUGAACACGCCAUAAACUUUUUCCUUCACGGUAGAGCGCUCUUGUUCAUCUCCUGGCGCGAAGUUCGAAAUCUUCAACGAUUUUUAUGCCGUGUUCAAAGUGAUUCCGCGAAAUUCAAAAUAGCCGUCAGAGAAAGAGAAAGAUAACUAAAUUUUGGAGGGUCAGAGACCAUUUUGCAUUUCGCGGAAAUUACUUUGAACACGGCAUUAUAUUGACCGAAUUAUUCUUCCUUUAUUUUUGUUGGUUAGCGCGUUCAAAGUAAUUUCGCAGAAUAUGAAAAAAUAAAAAGAACUGAGGAUCUUUUCAAAGGAAUCAUCAGUUUUGACUUAUUCAUCCGCCGAACUCACUUUGAAUGUGCCUUACAUCCACUUAUAAUUGGAGUUCAAACUAGUUCAUGAAGCUUCAAACAUUGUUUUUUUUCUAUUUCCGAUAAGUUUCAAAACUCAAAUUGUUUUUUCUUCCAGAAAAUGGCUAAUUCCAGUAAUAUAAAUUUGUUCCGAGGCCUACAUGAUAUUUCCCCUUCUAACUCUGAAGAGAAUGGUAUAAGAUUUAUUGUUCCUUUUGAGGCUCAGUUUUUUCAGAAGUUAUGCUUUCAACAUUUGAAGUGGAUGAGAGUUUGGAGAAAAUUUUCAACGAUUCGUUCUACGAGCGACAGGAGAAUAACAUGUAUCAUUUUUAGUAGUUCUUUUUAUGAGUUUCAUUUUCUUCUGUUUUUAUUCAGUGUUUUUUGUUUAGAAGAACGUUACACAUGCGACCUGACGUUGUCUCCACUUAUCGAACUCCCGGCGUUUUCAAGUUUCGGCGAAGAACCAGCAUGGAGCCACGGAUAGGUUUGCUGAUAAAGAUCAUUAAAUUAAAAAUUUAUCUAAGUUUUUUUUGUGUCGAGCGAUCAGCCUUGUAAAGUUAAAUUCGAUAUAUAUAUAUAUAUAUAUUAUUUAAAUAAAAGAUGCGGAUUCCUCGAAGCGAAACUUCAAUGUUUGUGUUUAUGUGUGUGGGAUUUUUCAUUUUGAAAAUUAUUCUUGCAGACUACUUCAACCAUUACCCCGUCCCUGAUCACAUUAUCCAAGACUUUCUCUCUUUAUUGAAUAAACGAGAUCUGUGUAGCGCAAUGCGCACUUGUAGGCGGUUCGCUAUGCUUGCGUUAGUUUGGGCAAAGAGAAUGCAGAGUAAUUGCCUUCGAGUUCAGAUCUUCUUCCAACCAGUGGAAAGCGACAGAUUUGGGCGGAAAAACUAUAAGCGACGCCGGCUUAGUUUCAAUUCUCAAUAGACGGUCUUCAGUGAUUCGUCUCUGCGCUUCCCAGGUUUUUUCUGUCUUUUUAUUGUUUUAAAAAUGUUUUAGGUCACUAUUUUCCGUUCAAGACUCAUGCCUCAGCUGAUGCUGCAGUCUCCUCUCCUGCUGACACAUUUGGACCUUUCGGGUACCAUGUUCGACGAUCCUUCGCUUCUUGUGUCUAUCCUGCACAGUUGCAAUCAGCUUCGAGUUUUGUCUCGCCCAAACUUUUUCAAGAGAUGAAUUUAUAGUGUUUAUCGCUUGAAAACCAGAAGAUCAAUGACAUUAUCUGCCAUUUGAUCAGUAAAAAUCGGAUGAUGGCCUUUCUUGAUCUUUCCAUGACUACGGGAAUCAGUUCUUCAGGUGCUGAAGCGAUCUGCGAAAGCUGCAGGGGGUACUUUAACUUUUAUUUAUGCAAAGUCAAACAGAUUCUCAAAGUCCUAUAAAGUCGUUUUCGUACUUUAUAAAAUUUUAUCUCGGAUUGUUUUUUGGAUUUCACUGCGUCUCUGAUUUAAGUAAAUUUGGAGAGAAUUGAAUUUUUCCUAUCAAUACCGUUUAGUGAACUCCGCCAAAAAAUGGAGUAUAAAAUCAUCCUCUUUAGAAAAAAUGUACUAAGGUUUUAAUGGAUUUUCGGAAACUGUUUCACACCAUAGACGGGAAAGUCCGUGAAGACUUCUAGAUGUUAUAAAAGUAAAGAUUCUACGACCUUUUUCCUGAUUAGAUAAAAAUAGGCUACGAGAGCUGAACGUGUCUUGGAGUUCGAUAAACUUCGCCGCUGUGCAAAUGUUCUGCGCGAAGUUGCCGCCGUCGCUGACCGCCUUGAACAUGGCGGGAACCCUGGACAAGUCGGCCAUCACCGACGUCUGUAGGUCAAACCCUGUGGACACUUCUGACAGAGUUGCAGCUGUCGGAAAGCUGGUCAAGUCGUGUCCAAACCUUCGAGACCUCGACCUCUCAGACAACAAUGAAAUCACGGAAGUGUCUCUUAUUGCCAUCACCAAAGAACUUCGCUCUCUCGAGAUUCUGUCGCUCAAUCGUUGCUACAGCAUAAAUCCAGUUCAUUUUUGGUACGAUCAUCUGAAAUUCCAAAUUCAGAUUGAAAACACAAUACUGAACAAGAUAGACUAUAUUGAAACGGUUAUAUAAUUUGAUGCUGGAUUCUUUCCAUGCCAACUUAUUUUCUGAUAAUCUUCCUAUAUUCACAGAAAUGUAUUUUGGGUAAGUAAAAACUAAGUUAUUUCCUUUAGUUAAUAGUAGGAUAUCGCAACAAUAAAACAAAUCGUUAUGAACCUAAUUUCCGCUUCUUCUUUUCGACACUCCAAAGAAAAAAAGCGUAAACGUGUGACAGGUUCCUUGAAUUUACUGAUUUUUCACUCAAAAAUUGAACGCUUUCGAAAUCUUUUUUACAAUCGAAAUUUUUCAGCACUCACUGCAAAACUAUUCGCAGCCUCAAUAUUCACGGAUGUGUAGUAGGCGAGCGCAUCGAGAGCAUGGCAAUGUCUCUGCCUCAUACACAGGUACACUCUUUUCCUUGAGAAAUAACUACGACCUUUUUCAGAUCAACAAGAACUUGCUCAACUACACGGCGAAGGCGGCGGGACCUGCCCACAGCACUCGAAUCUGGGGCCAGCGUGUUUCAGAUUUGUAUUAA